AUGGCAUCCCAGCAGUCACCAACCCCUUCGCGCGUCCUCUCUGUGGCGACAUCAGCGUCGCACAAUUUCUCGAAGACGGCGCUGUCAUCUAUCAAGCUCAUCGCCAAUAUCGGUAUUGAAGGAGAUUGCCAUGCCGGUGAAACAGUACAACAUCGCUCCCGACAGCACAUCAAGCCACCACCUGCGAACUUGCGACAAGUACACAUAAUACCUAUAGAGAUACUACAAAAUAUCGCCUCUAAGCUGCUGACGGACGCCAUGAGGCAGCAGCUUCUUGCCCCCGGAGCCCUGGGUCAAAAUAUCACCACUGAGGGAAUCGACCUGUUGAGCUUGGGUUCAGGAACAGAGCUUCAUUUCAUGGGAGACGAUGUGACGCCAGGCGAAGAGGCUGUGCUUUUCCUCACUGGUCUUCGCAACCCAUGUCCCCAAAUCGAUCGCUUUCAAGCUGGACUAAAAAAUCAUUUCCUCGUUCGUGACCAAAAUCGACAGAUUAUCCAGCGUUUGGCAGGUGUCAUGACGACGGUCAAGCAAGGGGGAAUCAUCAAGCCCGGAAUGAGGCUGCAGAUUGCAAAGCCUUCUACACAUACUCCUCUGAAAGCUGUUUAA
Aspergillus clavatus NRRL 1 is the source of this 606-nucleotide messenger RNA. RefSeq names its product MOSC domain-containing protein. The coding region runs from base 1 to 606 and encodes 201 amino acids. The record is from RefSeq and is a predicted model, not a curated record. The transcript has a single exon. Gene Ontology annotation, molecular function: catalytic activity; pyridoxal phosphate binding; molybdenum ion binding. Lineage: Eukaryota; Fungi; Ascomycota; Eurotiomycetes; Eurotiales; Aspergillaceae.